Centropristis striata (black sea bass) is the source of this 3277-nucleotide messenger RNA. Its product is annotated as polyhomeotic-like protein 1. Gene Ontology annotation, molecular function: protein binding; zinc ion binding. The record is from RefSeq and is a predicted model, not a curated record. Bases 146 to 2857 code for a protein of 903 amino acids. The transcript is spliced from 15 exons. NCBI's taxonomy places the organism in Eukaryota, Metazoa, Chordata, Actinopteri, Perciformes, Serranidae. Gene Ontology annotation, cellular component: PRC1 complex; nucleus.
UGCUGCUGCUGCUGCGGUCGUCCUGCAAAGCGACAGAAAGCAGCAACCAGCAGCAGCUCCGGAGGACCCGGAGCCGCCUGGACCCGUUCUGCAGCGGGCAGCCGGUGCAGGAGGAGGCUGAGACACCCGGACCUGUGACGUAGCCAUGGAGACGGAUGGAGAGCAGAACCAGCAGGGAGCCUCCACCAAUGGGAGCGCUGCGUCUGGGACCAGCUCCCGCCCCUCGCCCAUGAACUCCAUGUCUCUGUAUGAACGACAGGCGGUGCAGGCCCUGCAGGCGUUACAGAGGCAGCCCAAUGCAGCUCAGUACUUCCAGCAGCUGAUGCUGCAGCAGCAGAUCAACAACGCCCAGCUGCAGAACCUGGCAGCCGUGCAACAGGCCACUCUGGCUGCCAGCCGUCAGUCCAGUCCUUCCAGCAGCAGCUCCUCUCAGACCACCAGCACCGCUGCUGCCAGUGUAACGUCUGGAUCCACCACCAGCAGCCGCCCGAUGGGCGCCCCGGCAACCUCCACCAUCAGCCAAUCGGUGCUGCUGAGUGGGACGGCAGGCGGGCAGGGACAGAUGUACCUGAGGGUCAACCGCUCCCUGAGGGCUCCCAUCUCCUCACAGCUCAUCUUUAUGCCCGGCAACACGGCAACCGCUGCUGUGGCAACCGUCACCCAGCAACCACAGGCUCAGCAACAGCAGCAGGAAGUGACACCGACUUCCUCUUCCAGCAGCCAAUCAGAUAACGACCAGGUGCAGAAUCUAGCCAUGCGAGGCGUUUCCACUCCGAAAGGCGUCGGUGUGAAGACCGAAGCCCCAGAGAGGAGUGACUCAGCUGCGUUCUCUCUGGUCCAGCCCUCCCACCACUCCAACUCCCAGUCCCCCAGUAAAACCAGCCAGCCGCAGCACCAGCCGCAGCACAUCAAGAUCCCCACGUACCCUCAGCCCUCCAGCCUGAAGGCCCACGCCUCCUCCUCCUCCUCCGCCGGCGCCUCCUCCUCCACGUCCUCCACCUCCUCCAUCCCUCUCUCCCAGCUCCUGCUCCACGGGACCCGGACUCUCACCACAGGAACCACGGCCCCCACGGCGGCGCACACGCUGGUCCUGGCGUCCAGCGCGGCGUCCCAGGCCCACGGGUACCCCGUCGGCACGGCGACCAUCAAACCGGCGGUGAACGCUCAGACGCUGGUGGUGCAGCCGCUGCAGAAAAGCUCGCUCAGCGCCGAGAAGUCGGGCCACGGGAACGGACCCGUCCCCAUCCAGCCCAAAACCCUGCAGGGGCUCCGGCUGCCCCUCCAGCUGCCCUCCAGGAACCCGCCCCCCAUCCUGCCCGCCCCGCCGCCCGCCAGCAGCUCCGCCCAGCCGCCCCAGCCGCCACACAUCCCGGUGCAGAUCGUGGGCGCCAGGCAGAGCACGCUGGGGAACCCCCAGGCUCUGGCUCUGGCCCGGGGCAGCUGCUGCCAGGACGGCGCCGCCGUGCUCAGCAGCUCGUCCAGCCUGCUCACCAUGGUGGCGUCCAUCGCCUCCAGGGAGGGGGGCGUGGUGGGCCGGGGGGUGGGGCUAAAGACGCUGCAGUCGCCCCAGGAGGCCCCGCCCCUGGCUCAGGUCUCUCAGGUGCAUCCACAGGCCAAUCAGAGCUCCAGACAGGGUCAGAACGGAGCGCUGGCUCCAAGCCCCGCCUCCUCCCAGGCCCCCGCCGUCUCCUCCCCGCCCCCCUCCAUGUCCCGCUCCGCCCUCACCCUCCCCCUGGUGACGGAGGAGCAGAGAGGAGCGCCAGCUGCUGUCACCACCAACGGAGACUCAACAGGAAGUCAGACGCCACAGGGAAAGCAGUUGAGUGGCUCACUAAAAAGAAAAUCAGACUCCAAUUCAGCCAACGACGAAGACGGCCCCUCCCCUCCGCGGCUCCAGCCAAUCAGAGAUCACGCCUCGGCUCUCUCGACCAAUCCCAUCGAAGCAGGCUCUGGUGCGCCUCCUCCCGCCUCCCCCUCUCCCUCCCCGGUGCUGGCGGUGUCCCGGGGGGUCUGCCAGGGGGAGAGAGCCCCGCCCCCCCAGGCCGUGGUCAAACCCAACGUCCUCACACACCUCAUAGAGGGCUUCGUCAUCCAGGAGGGGGCCGAGCCUUUCCCUGUCUGUGGUUCAGUAAAAGACUCGACUGGAGAAGAUUUAACCAACGACAGUCCGGACACUAACCAAUCAGAGACUGUAACAACAGCGACAGUGCUGAAGUGUGAGUACUGUAAAAACUUCGCUCCUGCCAGCCAGUUCAGAGGCACCAAAAGGUUCUGCUCCAUGUCUUGUGCCAAGAGGUACAACGUCAGCUUCAGGCAGCACUUCUGCAUGCGGCAGGCUCAAGGGCAAGGUCAGGACCGCGCCGUGGAUCAGGAUCAAGGCCAGGGUCACCUCUCCAACUCGGACGAAGAGGGAGGGAUCGCCAGGCGGAGGGUCCCCCGCAGGACCAGCUCAGAGAUCGCCAGCGCCAAGAUAGCAGGAAGACCCAUACCUGCCAAGUGCCGCUCCGAGUCCAGCCAUUCAGAGGAGGAGUCGAGUGGAGAGGAGGACGAAGACGACCCCAUGUCCCUCUCUCCCGCCUCCUCCGCCUCCUGCCACCAGCCUCCUCCCCCGCUCCCCACAGAGAGCUCCGCACCAGGCUGCCUGGCCUCCAGCCCCGCCCACUGGAGCGUGGAGGAAGUGUCGCAGUUCAUUUCCUCACUACAAGGCUGUGAGGAUCUGGCCUCCCAGUUCCUGUCGCAGGAGAUCGACGGCCAGGCGCUGCUGCUGCUGAAGGAGGAGCACCUCAUGUCCACCAUGAACAUCAAGCUGGGCCCCGCCCUGAAGAUCUGCGCCCACAUCAACAACCUGAGAGACUGAUGUUCCCAAUAAGACCCACCGUGCUCAAAGUCAAGCCCUGGACAUUUACCCCAAACUCCCUUUUGUUUUUCUGCACCCAGUUCAGAUCUGAACCUGGAUCCAGAGCAGCCGGAGUCCCGCAGGGGAAUGUGUGAGGUACGCUUCAUUUCCCAAACAAAGCCGAGGCUCUUUAGCUCUCCAAUCUGCAGCACUUGAAUCUGUUCAAUCUGUUGAAACGGUCAUACUCGCACAGAAGUAUUGUUCAUCUGUCAUGUUUUGGAGUUGCUAAAAUACUGCAGAUGACCAACUAUAUUGAAGUGAAGGUACAUGUUCCCUAAAACGCUAUUUUGAUGCAAUAUCAGUACCUUUAAUCUGUGUAUCAUUCGUUCUUUCCAUUUUCAAUUGGCAAUCAAAAAUCAAAUAAUGAAAAAUUUAGUGUUU